Messenger RNA from Pediculus humanus corporis (human body louse), 2256 nucleotides. RefSeq lists its product as uncharacterized. The transcript is spliced from 9 exons. NCBI's taxonomy places the organism in Eukaryota, Metazoa, Arthropoda, Insecta, Psocodea, Pediculidae. The record is from RefSeq and is a predicted model, not a curated record. The coding region runs from base 1 to 2256 and encodes 751 amino acids. Gene Ontology annotation, molecular function: protein binding.
AUGAGUCUCGUUUCGGAUAUGACAAAAGAUAGUUUCAUGCAUCGAAAUAAUUACAUUCGCGUCGGAGAUUAUUACGAAAAAACAUUUUUAAAAGGAAAAAACGUUUACGCCAAUUACGGGGAUACUCUAUCGAAAUGUGGAAAAGUUUUAGAAACGCUCGAUUUGUACGAUAGUUUCAAUACGGUCGGAGAAAUAUCAUCGGAAAAAUUAAAACACGUGACGUACGGUUUAAUAGAAUCCAUCAUGGCGACUUUCAAUCAUUUUCCGGGGAAAAAUUUCGGCGUCACCGGAACUAAUGCGUCGUCGUCGUCGUAUUUCGUUUGCGGGAUUUGCGAAAGCGUUUUACGUCAUCCCGUAACCCUUUCUUGCGGUCACACGUUUUGCCGAAGGUGUUUGAUAAAAGACUCAUCGUCGAGAACAUGUAGAAAGUGUUGUCAAAAAAUCAAUAGUCCUUUCGAAACGAACGUUUUAGUUAAACAACUCGUCGAAAAAUUUUGGUCUAAGGAAAUAAUUGGAGCGGAAAUCCGCGACGAAGGAAACGAUCAUCUCCAAAGAAACGAAUUCGAUGAUGCCGUGUCUAAAUACAACGAAGCGCUUGGCAUUGUUCCUUCCGAUCAUUUGACACUAUGUGCCAGGUCUCAUGCCUUUUAUAGAAUGGGAAGGUAUCAGGCGUCACUUGCGGAUGCUGAACACGUCAUACGAAUUCGACCGCAUUGGGGAAAGGGAUAUCACAGAAAAGGAGUCGCCAUGCUGGCCAUGGGUAUGUUAGAAGAAGCUUUAACAUCUUUAUGUAUUUUUGUCGCACUUGAAAAAAAUCCUCAGGUGGUUCGUCACGAUAUAUGCAAGGAGGUUCGUUUAAAAGUUGAAAAAAUAGAAGAGAUUCUUCACGGUCUUUUAUGUGGUAGUAACAGCUACAACAACAUCAACAACAACCAUAACAACCAUAACAAUUUUUCUUCGAGGCAUUUAAAUCGAUCUUUUGCUACGACCAAUCACCAUCACCAUCAAAUAAAUUACAGACGUGGAAGAUAUUAUUAUUAUUAUCAUCACAGUCCGAUGGUGAUAAACAGCGGCAGCAGCAGCAGCAGCAGCGAUUGCGAAGAUCAUUCUAGUGGUAGCAGCGACGAAGAUGUCUACGAAUUUCCCGAUUGUCUUUCAUUAUUAAUAAAAAAAAAUUUUCACGAUUUGAUAAAUCACGUGUUUAACGAAAUAGAUAAAAUAAAACGUACGAACGUGGUAAAAUCGAUUGAUCUCAGUUUGGAACCUUCUCUUAUCGAUAAAUCGGAUUUCGAUUGCGUUUUAUGUUGUCGAACAUUAUGGAAACCCAUAACGACAUCCUGCGGUCACACGUAUUGUUUAUCUUGUCUCGAACGAUCUCUCGAUUAUAGUACGGCAUGUCCGCUGUGCAUGAAAAAUUUAUCGGAUCACGUGUCGGUAUCGUCGAAAUCCGUGUCGGAGUUUUUAAGUAAAUUUCUUAAAAUGUAUCUACCUUCGGAGUAUUUAACGAGACAGAUAACUCAUCAAUCGGAAAUAUCGAAAAUGAUGGUUUCCUGCCACGACAAAGAAUCUUACAUUCCGGUUUUUGUUUGCACGACUGCUUACCCGACGAUUCACUGUCCUCUUUUCAUAUACGAACCCCGUUACAGGCUCAUGAUAAGACAGUGCGUGGAAGCGGGAACAAGAAGAUUCGGUAUAGCUGCUUGUUUCACAUCGGAAAACGGAAGUAGAAGAUUUGCGGAUUUUGGUACAAUAUUAGAGAUCAAAGACUGGGUAUUAAUGUCAAACGGUUGUUCUAUAUUAUCAACGGUCGGCGUUCGUCGUUUUAGAACGUUGUCGAGAGACGAACGUGACGGUUACGAAUUAGCAAAAGUUAAAUUAUUAAUAGAUGAACCUAUAACGGAUUCCUGCCUUCCGACAAUCAAACAAUUUCACGACAAGGUACGAGAAAAAGCCAUUUCGUGGGUGAAAACACUAAGCGAAGAAUUCAAAGAAAAAGUUUUUACUUCUUUCGGUACUAUACCGGAAGUUGAAGAAAAUUGGAGAUGGUUACCGGAUGGACCGUCUUGGACGUGGUGGUUAUUGGCCAUCCUACCUCUCGGUCCCCUCCUUCAGGUGAGCAUACUGGGGACGACAAAUUUAGAAAAAAGGCUCAAAGCGAUUGAUAAAACGUUAAGUCAAAUACAAAAUAAAACUCACGAAUAUCAUUUUAAUAAGAAAGGAGAACCCAACGCAUUUUUUUCAUAUCAGAAUUCAUAG